Messenger RNA from Apaloderma vittatum (bar-tailed trogon), 1034 nucleotides. It is a transcript of the gene RBM43, whose product is annotated as RNA binding motif protein 43. The record is from RefSeq and is a predicted model, not a curated record. NCBI's taxonomy places the organism in Eukaryota, Metazoa, Chordata, Aves, Trogoniformes, Trogonidae. The transcript has 3 exons. The annotation marks the transcript as partial. Gene Ontology annotation, molecular function: RNA binding.
GCAACGGGGCGAGCUGCUAAAUCGGCGCGGACGGUCGUCAUCGCUGGUGUUCCCCAAGGCCUUCUGCACGAUGACGUUAUGGCAGACAUCCUGGUGAUUCAUUUCCAAAUGUCGAAGAAUAACGGCGGCGAUGUGGAAGAGGUGAUAUACCCAACGUGGGAAGAAGGAGUGGCCUACAUUACUUUUGAAGAUGAAGAAGUUGUAGAGAGCGUUCUAAAGAAGGAUCAACAUCGACUAGAAGACAAGAGGCUGGCCAGAUACUAUCCACUCAAAGUAACCCGCUACUGCGAAAAUGUCUUCGGCUCUGUCACAUCUAUCCUCAACAUGUCUAUUUUCAAAGAUCAAUUUGUCUUAGAAGACCUGAUACAAGAAAUGAAAAAGAAGAGCACAGCUUUGAGAUUUGGUCCUUUGCAACCCAAUGGGCAUAUUUGUGUUCAAGGGUCGUUUCCAGCGAUCAAAUUGCUAAGAGACUUUCUCUUACUGAAGGCAAAAUCCCUUUCAGAGGAGGAAAAAAAAGAAGAAAGUAAGUCCCAUCAGAGACCAAGGAGGAGGCUGCAGCAAUACAGACAUGCCACGGAGAUGAGUAGUUCUGUUCAUGAUGCAGGUGGAGAAAAACAAGUGGUUGUUCUUGACGCAGAUGUCUAUCGGUACAUGAAGUCCUUUUUUUCCAGGACAUUCCUAGUAAACAAUGACGUUGUAAUUUCUGACAUCACCGAUGGUGAUACAACUACGUUAUACAUCGAGAGUGCUGGAAGUAGGUCUGAUGCUGGACGAGUAUUAAGAGUGAAAGAGAGAAUUGAAAAUCAGUCCAUAAAACUCCAUAACAAUUUACGUAAAGAAAGGAUCUCGUUUGAGAAGCAUACUAGAGGUGAAAAGGAGAUCUAUCGGCGGGCUUGUGGACGUAUAAAACCCCAUUACCCGUCUGUUUUGAUCGUUCCUUAUGAUACUCACUUUGAUGUUAUAGGAAAUUCUUCUGAUGUUUUUAAAUUUACAAAGGAAGUGAGCAGUAAGGUUCAGAGCCUAUUUCAAAGAAG